CAAUACAAAUCAACUACUUGGUUCCUUUUGGAUCGGUGACCCUUUGUUCUUAUCCCCCACUUGCUGUGUCGCUGUUAUUGAUUGCUUCCAAUUAAACACAAACUUGGCUUCAAAAAUGGCACACUUGCUUUUGAUUUUCAUGCUCUCUCUUUUGAUGAUUGCUUGUUCAUCUAAGCUCGUACUCGGUUACUCUGUGGUUGAGUCUCUCCCAGGAUUUGAAGGACCCCUUCCCUUUGAACUUGAAACCGGGUAUGUGGGUGUGGAUAAAUCAGAAGAUGUACAGCUUUUUUACUACUUUGUUAAGUCUGAAUCCAACCCCAAAGAGGACCCUCUGGUUCUUUGGUUGACAGGAGGCCCAGGCUGCUCUGCUUUCUCUGGUUUCGCUUAUGAAAUAGGUCCACUAAAUUUUGAGGCCAACCAGAAAGAAGGGAGUUUGCCCACUUUAGUCUUGAAUCCAAACUCAUGGACGAAGGUGGCAAGCAUAAUCUUUGUAGACUUGCCUGUUGGUACUGGAUUCUCCUAUGGAAUGACAUCAAUUGCUUCUCAAUCUACUGAUUUGCAAUCAUGUGACCAAGCUUAUGAAUUUCUCCGAAAGUGGUUGAUUGAUCAUCCAGACUUCCUCUCAAAUCCAGUUUACAUGGGUGGAGACUCGUAUACAGGCAUUACUGUUCCAAUUAUUGUUCAACUGAUAUCAAAUGGAAACGAAGCAGGCAUUAAACCUCUUAUCAAUCUCAAGGGAUACUUACUUGGCAACCCAUCUACAACUCCUAAUGACCGCAAUUAUGCAAUCCCAUUUGCUCAUGGAAUGGGACUUAUUUCAGACGAACUUUACGAGUCAUUGCAAAGAAGCUGUCAAGGAGAGUAUUUGAAUAUAGAUCCCAACAAUACAUGGUGUUUGCAGGAUCAUCAGGCUUACUCUCAGUGUAUUGAUGGAGUUGAAACUUCUCAAAUUUUGGAGCCAUCAUGUGGUUUUGCUUCUCCAAAACCACAGGAAUUGUUUACUGAAAGAAGAUAUGUCGACGAGAAAAACAUAGAGCUUGUUGUUCAUCAACCAUCGCCUUGUGAUUCUAGUCGUAUCAAUGUGUACAAACUUUCCUAUUUUUGGAAUAACAAUGACAGAGUUCGAGAAGCGCUCCAUAUCCGAAAGGGAAGCAUAACGGAAUGGAUAAGAUGCAACAAAUUGUCUUACACUCGCACAAUUGGGGACAGUUUCCCAUACCAUGUAAACCUCAGCACCAAAGGUUAUAGGUCCCUUAUUUACAGUGGUGAUCACGACAUGAUAAUUCCAUUCUUGGGAACUCAAGCAUGGAUUAAAGCUCUUAAUUAUUCCAUUGUUGAUGAGUGGCAUUCAUGGUGGGUCCAAGGCCAAGUUGCGGGUUAUACAAGGACUUAUUCAAAUCGGAUGACAUUUGCUACUGUCAAGGGAGCAGGACAUACAGCUCCAGAGUACAAGCCUAUUGAAUGUUAUACUAUGUUUGAAAAAUGGAUUUCUAAUCAACCUCUAUGAUCAAUCUUCAUCUUACCCAAAUAGGGGUGCCAAAACCCAAAAGUAUGAUCACUUUGAUGCUGCCAAAACUCUAAUAUGAGAUAUGGUCUUGUCUAUUGAUACAACUAUUUUUGUAUGAACACCAUUUUUUAAGGAUGCAAUGUUUGUUAUUUUUCUAUGACAAAGUGAUCACUAGCUUCUGGUGGAUCUAGAAAUAAAAUAAGGUACUCAAGUUAGAGGUCUACAUUUAAUGUGACCUAUCUAUUCACUA
Molecule: messenger RNA, 1757 nt
Organism: Camellia sinensis
Lineage: Eukaryota; Viridiplantae; Streptophyta; Magnoliopsida; Ericales; Theaceae
Source: RefSeq, a predicted model, not a curated record